Boleophthalmus pectinirostris (great blue-spotted mudskipper) is the source of this 6588-nucleotide messenger RNA. Its product is annotated as protocadherin Fat 2-like. Gene Ontology annotation, biological process: homophilic cell-cell adhesion. The record is from RefSeq and is a predicted model, not a curated record. NCBI's taxonomy places the organism in Eukaryota, Metazoa, Chordata, Actinopteri, Gobiiformes, Gobiidae. Gene Ontology annotation, cellular component: plasma membrane. Gene Ontology annotation, molecular function: calcium ion binding.
AUGGGCAGCAAAAGGCGCAGUUUUCUGGUGUAUUUGGCGUUUAUAUUUUUCACUUUUUAUCUUUGCCAUGGAGACAUCAGUUAUUCUGUUCCAGAGGAAAUGAAACGUGGAUCCGUGAUCGGAAAUAUCGCGAAGGAUAUUGGACUGGAUUUGGGCAGGUUGUCCGCUCGCAGGGCGCGCGUGGACUCCGAGGACAAAAGAGUCCAGUACUGCAGCGUGAACCUGAACACGGGAGAGCUGGUUGUUCAGGAGAGGAUUGACAGAGAGGGCCUUUGUGCGAAGAAGACUUCAUGUAUUCUGAAACAGGAGCUCGUGCUGGAAAACCCUUUGGAGCUGCAUCGCUUUAAUAUCCGCGUACAGGACAUAAACGACAACGCACCACAGUUUAAAGAGGACACGCUUAAUUUUGAGAUCCGUGAAUUGGCUGAUAAGGGAGCACGAUAUCCAUUAGAUGAAGCUUACGAUGGAGACAUUGGGGAAAAUAGUGUUCAGGGUUACACCCUGCAAGACAACAAACACUUUGCACUGGACGUAAAAACAAAGAGCAAUGGCCGAAAGUAUAGUGAAUUAGUUUUGGACAAGGAGUUAGACAGAGAGGAAAAUAACGAGAUCACACUUGUGUUGACUGCGUUUGAUGGCGGCUCUCCUCAGAGAUCAGGCACAGUAGUCAUCCAUGUCACUGUUCUUGACGCUAAUGAUAAUGCGCCAGUGUUUAGUCAGACUGUGUAUAAAGCGAGUCUUCCAGAAAACUCUCCUCCAGAUACACUGGUUAUUACAGUCACUGCUACUGAUGCAGACGAGGGAAUAAACGGUCAAAUAACGUAUGGAUUUGAUCAUCCUUCGGAUGACGAUAAAAGUAUUUUUACUUUGAAUCCCUCCACUGGGGAGGUUAGAGUUGCUCAGUCUUUGGAUUAUGAAGAAGAAUCAUCAUAUGAAAUUCAAAUUAGUGCAAAAGAUGGACUUGGACUGGCUUCUUAUGCAACUUUAUUUGUUGAAAUUUUAGACAUAAAUGACAAUGCUCCUGUUAUAUUUCUGCAAUCACUGUCCAAUCAGAUCCCUGAGAAUGUGUCUCCUGGUACAGAGGUGGGCAUCAUUAAUGUACAGGACAGAGACUCAGAGAACAACAGACAGGUCCGCUGCUCCCUUCAGACUGGGGUCCCUUUCAAGUUAGUACCUUCCAUUAAAAACUAUUAUUCUCUAGUGACCACAGAACAGCUGGACCGUGAGCUAGUGUCUGAUUACAACAUUACAAUCAGUGCCACUGACGAGGGCUCUCCCCCUCUGUCCUCCUCUAAAACUGUCCACUUAACUGUAGCUGACAUCAAUGACAACCCUCCUGUGUUUGAGGAGCAGUCCUACAGCGCACAUGUGACUGAAAACAACAAACCUGGCUCCACUUUAUGUUCUGUUGCCGCUCGAGACCCAGACUGGAGACAAAACGGGACAGUGGUUUAUUCUCUGUUACCUGGUGAGGUGAAUGGGGCCCCAGUGUCCUCCUAUGUCUCUGUUAAUGGAGACACAGGGGUGAUCCAUGCUGUGAGGGCUUUUGAUUAUGAACACUUCAGGAGUUUUAAAGUCCAUGUGAUGGCCAGAGACAAUGGCUCUCCUCCACUCAGCAGCAACGUGACAGUCACUGUGUUUAUAUCUGAUGUGAACGACAACUCUCCUCAAAUACUGUACCCCACCCCGGAGGGGAACUCCUUCAUGACUGAACUGGUCCCUAAAGCUGCACAUGCAGGCUCUCUGGUGUCCAAAGUGAUAGCAGUGGACGCAGACUCUGGACAGAACGCCUGGCUGUCCUAUCACAUCGUCAAAUCCACUGAUCCUGGACUUUUUACUAUUGGUCUCCACAGUGGAGAGAUCAGGAGCCAGCGGGACAUCUCUGAGUCUGACAGCAUGAAACAGAACCUUAUUGUGGCAGUGAAGGAUAACGGACAGCCUCCUCUCUCUGCCACCUGCUCCAUGUAUUUACUGAUCUCUGAUAACUUGGCUGAAGUGCCUGAACUCAAGGACAUUUCUUAUGAUGAGAGGGACUCAAAGCUGACAUCCUAUCUGAUCAUUGCACUGGUGUCAGUGUCCACAUUUUUCCUCACCUUCAUUAUUAUUGUCCUGGGUGUGAGGUUCUGUCGCAGGAGGAAGCCCAGACUGUUGUUUGAUGGAGCAGUUGCAAUCCCCAGUGGUUAUCUGCCUCCUAAUUAUGCAGAUGUUGACGGCACAGGAACUUUACGCAGCACUUACAACUAUGAUGGAUACAUGACAACUGGAUCCAGGACAAGUGACUUUAAGUUUGUCUCGUCCUACAAUGACAACACACUGCCUGCAGAUCAGACACUGAGGAAAAGCCCCACUGACUUCUCUGAUGUUUUUGGAGAUUGUGAUGUCUCUCCUGAGUGUGACGAGAAACACUCCAUGGUGGAUUUAAAAAUGUCGUUGUUUCCGCUACUGGGAUUGUUCGUGUUUCUUCACUGGCUGGAUUUGACGCAGGGAGACUUGAGCUACACGCUUCCCGAGGAGAUGAAAAAAGGAGCGGUAAUCGGAAAUAUAGUGAAGGAUCUGGGUCUGGAGAGAGGUGCAUUAAGCCAAAGGAGAGCCCGUGUUGACACCGAGGGCUCAGACGAACGCUAUUGUGAACUGAACUUGAAAAAUGGAGAACUGUUUGUCGCAGCUUUUGAUGGCGGGUCUCCACAGAGAUCAGGGACCGUAGCCAUACACGUCACUGUACUGGACGCUAAUGAUAACGCGCCUGUGUUCAGCCAGGCCGUGUAUAAAGCCAGUCUGCCUGAAAACUCCCCUCUAGAUACUGUAGUGCUUACUGUUAGUGCGACUGAUGCAGAUGAAGGCGUCAACGAUACAAUAGCAGAAAAUACCCCUCCUGGUACAGAGGUGGGCAUCAUUAAUGUACAGGACAGAGACUCAGAGAACAACAGACAGGUCCGCUGCUCCCUUCAGACUGGGGUCCCUUUCAAGUUAGUACCUUCCAUUAAAAACUAUUAUUCUCUAGUGACCACAGAACAGCUGGACCGUGAGCUAGUGUCUGAUUACAACAUUACAAUCAGUGCCACUGACGAGGGCUCUCCCCCUCUGUCCUCCUCUAAAACUGUCCACUUAACUGUAGCUGACAUCAAUGACAACCCUCCUGUGUUUGAGGAGCAGUCCUACAGCGCACAUGUGACUGAAAACAACAAACCUGGCUCCACUUUAUGUUCUGUUGCUGCUCGAGACCCAGACUGGAGACAAAACGGGACAGUGGUUUAUUCUCUGUUACCUGGUGAGGUGAAUGGGGCCCCAGUGUCCUCCUAUGUCUCUGUUAAUGGAGACACAGGGGUGAUCCAUGCUGUGAGGGCUUUUGAUUAUGAACACUUCAGGAGUUUUAAAGUCCAUGUGAUGGCCAGAGACAAUGGCUCUCCUCCACUCAGCAGCAACGUGACAGUCACUGUGUUUAUAUCUGAUGUGAACGACAACUCUCCUCAAAUACUGUACCCCACCCCGGAGGGGAACUCCUUCAUGACUGAACUGGUCCCUAAAGCUGCACAUGCAGGCUCUCUGGUGUCCAAAGUGAUAGCAGUGGACGCAGACUCUGGACAGAACGCCUGGCUGUCCUAUCACAUCGUCAAAUCCACUGAUCCUGGACUUUUUACUAUUGGUCUCCACAGUGGAGAGAUCAGGAGCCAGCGGGACAUCUCUGAGUCUGACAGCAUGAAACAGAACCUUAUUGUGGCAGUGAAGGAUAACGGACAGCCUCCUCUCUCUGCCACCUGCUCCAUGUAUUUACUGAUCUCUGAUAACUUGGCUGAAGUGCCUGAACUCAAGGACAUUUCUUAUGAUGAGAGGGACUCAAAGCUGACAUCCUAUCUGAUCAUUGCACUGGUGUCAGUGUCCACAUUUUUCCUCACCUUCAUUAUUAUUGUCCUGGGUGUGAGGUUCUGUCGCAGGAGGAAGCCCAGACUGUUGUUUGAUGGAGCAGUUGCAAUCCCCAGUGGUUAUCUGCCUCCUAAUUAUGCAGAUGUUGACGGCACAGGAACUUUACGCAGCACUUACAACUAUGAUGGAUACAUGACAACUGGAUCCAGGACAAGUGACUUUAAGUUUGUCUCGUCCUACAAUGACAACACACUGCCUGCAGAUCAGACACUGAGGAAAAGCCCCACUGACUUCUCUGAUGUUUUUGGAGAUUAUUAUAACCAGAUAAUGGCCACAAACAAACGACAUUUUCUGUGGUAUUUGCCAUUUGUUUUUAUCAUUUUUGAUCCUUGUCAUGGAGACAUCAGUUAUUCUGUUCCAGAGGAAAUGAAACGUGGAUCCGUGAUCGGAAAUAUCGCGAAGGAUAUUGGACUGGAUUUGGGCAGGUUGUCCGCUCGCAGGGCGCGGGUUGUUUCCGAGGACAACGGAGUCCAGUACUGCAGCGUGAACCUGAACACGGGAGAGCUGGUUGUUCAGGAGAGGAUUGACAGAGAGGGCCUUUGUGCGAAGAAGACUUCAUGUAUUCUGAAACAGGAGCUCGUGCUGGAAAACCCUUUGGAGCUGCAUCGCUUUAAUAUCCGCGUACAGGACAUAAACGACAACACGCCGCAAUUCACCGACGACUCACUUAAAUUAGAAAUUCGAGAAUCAGCAGAUAAAGGCACGAAGUUUGUUGUCGGUGAAGCACAUGACGGAGAUAUAGGAGAAAAUGCAGUGCAGGGCUACACCCUUCAGCAAAAUGACAACUUUCAGUUAAUGUAUAAACCAAACUCUGCAGGACGAAAAUAUUGUGAGUUAAUUUUGGACAAAGAAUUAGACAGAGAGAGUAAUAACGAGAUCACACUUGUGUUGACUGCGUUUGAUGGCGGCUCUCCUCAGAGAUCAGGCACAGUAGUCAUCCAUGUCACUGUUCUUGACGCUAAUGAUAAUGCACCAGUGUUUAGUCAGACUGUGUAUAAAGCGAGUCUUCCAGAAAACUCUCCUCCAGAUACACUGGUUAUUACAGUCACUGCUACUGAUGCGGACGAGGGAAUACAUAGCGACAUCACGUAUGUAUUUGACCACGUGUCUGAUGAAAACAGUGAUGUUUUUUCAAUAAAUUCAAAAACAGGAGACGUGAUUGUAUCAGGCAAAAUUGAUUAUGAAAAAACGACUUCAUAUGAAUUGCAUAUUAGUGCAAAAGAUGGAUUAGGGCUGGUCUCUUAUUCUACAUUAAUGGUUGAAAUCACUGAUGUUAAUGACAAUGCUCCUGUCAUGAUCUUAAACUCCCUGACAAAUCAGAUCCCUGAGAAUGUGUCUCCUGGUACAGAGGUGGGCAUCAUUAAUGUACAGGACAGAGACUCAGAGAACAACAGACAGGUCCGCUGCUCCCUUCAGACUGGGGUCCCUUUCAAGUUAGUACCUUCCAUUAAAAACUAUUAUUCUCUAGUGACCACAGAACAGCUGGACCGUGAGCUAGUGUCUGAUUACAACAUUACAAUCAGUGCCACUGACGAGGGCUCUCCCCCUCUGUCCUCCUCUAAAACUGUCCACUUAACUGUAGCUGACAUCAAUGACAACCCUCCUGUGUUUGAGGAGCAGUCCUACAGCGCACAUGUGACUGAAAACAACAAACCUGGCUCCACUUUAUGUUCUGUUGCCGCUCGAGACCCAGACUGGAGACAAAACGGGACAGUGGUUUAUUCUCUGUUACCUGGUGAGGUGAAUGGGGCCCCAGUGUCCUCCUAUGUCUCUGUUAAUGGAGACACAGGGGUGAUCCAUGCUGUGAGGGCUUUUGAUUAUGAACACUUCAGGAGUUUUAAAGUCCAUGUGAUGGCCAGAGACAAUGGCUCUCCUCCACUCAGCAGCAACGUGACAGUCACUGUGUUUAUAUCUGAUGUGAACGACAACUCUCCUCAAAUACUGUACCCCACCCCGGAGGGGAACUCCUUCAUGACUGAACUGGUCCCUAAAGCUGCACAUGCAGGCUCUCUGGUGUCCAAAGUGAUAGCAGUGGACGCAGACUCUGGACAGAACGCCUGGCUGUCCUAUCACAUCGUCAAAUCCACUGAUCCUGGACUUUUUACUAUUGGUCUCCACAGUGGAGAGAUCAGGAGCCAGCGGGACAUCUCUGAGUCUGACAGCAUGAAACAGAACCUUAUUGUGGCAGUGAAGGAUAACGGACAGCCUCCUCUCUCUGCCACCUGCUCCAUGUAUUUACUGAUCUCUGAUAACUUGGCUGAAGUGCCUGAACUCAAGGACAUUUCUUAUGAUGAGAGGGACUCAAAGCUGACAUCCUAUCUGAUCAUUGCACUGGUGUCAGUGUCCACAUUUUUCCUCACCUUCAUUAUUAUUGUCCUGGGUGUGAGGUUCUGUCGCAGGAGGAAGCCCAGACUGUUGUUUGAUGGAGCAGUUGCAAUCCCCAGUGGUUAUCUGCCUCCUAAUUAUGCAGAUGUUGACGGCACAGGAACUUUACGCAGCACUUACAACUAUGAUGGAUACAUGACAACUGGAUCCAGGACAAGUGACUUUAAGUUUGUCUCGUCCUACAAUGACAACACACUGCCUGCAGAUCAGACACUGAGGAAAAGCCCCACUGACUUCUCUGGUUUUGGAGAUUGUGAUGUCUCUCCUGAGGUAAGGAAUUGA